AUGUUCUUAUGCAAUAUAAUUGGACAAAAAAUUACAGAUUACUACAACCUCUUAUUUGUUACUGCAUAUGAAGUUGAAUGGUAUAUAACUCCUCCAUAUAUACAAAAAUUUAUAUUAUUUCUAUUAUUAAGAGGCAACAAGCCUUAUGGCCUAAGAAUUGGUGGAUUGUUCAUAGCGUCCUUACAAUGUUUUGCAACGCUAAUAAAUGCGUCCUUGUCUUACUUUCUUGUCAUCAACUCUGUGCGGCAAUGA
This is a messenger RNA of Wasmannia auropunctata (little fire ant), 252 nucleotides long. Its product is annotated as odorant receptor 49b-like. Lineage: Eukaryota; Metazoa; Arthropoda; Insecta; Hymenoptera; Formicidae. Gene Ontology annotation, cellular component: plasma membrane. Gene Ontology annotation, molecular function: olfactory receptor activity; odorant binding. The coding region runs from base 1 to 252 and encodes 83 amino acids. Gene Ontology annotation, biological process: detection of chemical stimulus involved in sensory perception of smell; sensory perception of smell. The transcript is spliced from 3 exons. The record is from RefSeq and is a predicted model, not a curated record.